This is a messenger RNA of Nerophis lumbriciformis (worm pipefish), 2868 nucleotides long. NCBI's taxonomy places the organism in Eukaryota, Metazoa, Chordata, Actinopteri, Syngnathiformes, Syngnathidae. The record is from RefSeq and is a predicted model, not a curated record.
AUGGACACAAUGAAAUAUCUCUCCUUCCUCUUCCUUUGCUUGACUUCGGUUGCCAGUGGCAACAAAGCCAAUAAGCACAAGCCAUGGAUCGAGACAGAAUACCAAGGCAUCGUGAUGGAAAACGACAACACGGUCCUCCUCAACCCGCCGCUCUUCGCCCUGGACAAAGACGCUCCCCUCCACUACGCCGGAGAAAUUUGUGGUUUCCGAGUACACAACGGCCCCUCCGGUUCCGGUUCCGUCCAGUUUGAAGCAGUGGUUCUGGAUCGUUCCACCGGUGAGGGUCUGGUGCGCUCCAAGGAGCCUCUGGAUUGCGAGAGCCAGCGGGAACACAGCUUCACUAUCCAGGCUUACGACUGCGGCGAAGGCCCCGACGGUGUCAACAGCAAGAAAUCCCACAAGGCCACCGUGCACGUGCGCGUUAAUGACGUCAACGAGUUCUCCCCCGUGUUUGUGGAGCGUCGCUACGAGGCUUCGGUCCCGGAGGGGCGUCUGUUUGACCGCAUCGUGCGUGUGGAGGCUCUGGAUGCUGACUGCUCUCCGCAGUAUAGCCAGAUUUGUUUCUAUGACAUCAUCACCCCCAACGUGCCCUUUGCUAUCGACAACGACGGUAACAUUAAGAACACAGAGCCUCUGGACUCUAAGCGUCAGCGCGUUCACACCUUCUGGGUGACCGCCUUCGACUGCGGCAAGAACCGCGCUCAGGCUGACGCUCAGGUGGCGGUCACGGUUAAGCCGUCCUGCAAGCCAGGCUGGACAGGUUGGACCAAGCGAGUGGAGUACACGCCUGGCUCGGGUAGCAUCCCGCUCUUCCCUACCUUGCGUCUGGAAAACUGCGAGGAAACCGUGUGGAACAUCCAGGCUACUGUUGAACUUCAGACUGGGCACAUCGGGAAGGGCUGCGACCGCGAUAGCUACUCCGACCGAUCGGUGCGAAGACUUUGCGGUGCCGUCCGCGGCGAGGUGGACCUCCUCCCACCGCCGUCACCCACAGCCAACUGGACGGCAUCCCUUCCUACUCUCCCCUCCUCGGAUUCUUCGCUGGUCUUCUCCUUCAACGGGUCCGGGCACGUGGCGGCUGUGCCGGACGCGGUGGUCUCGGGGCUGUCGGGUGACCAUUUCACCUUGCAGCUGUGGAUGCGCCGGUGGGGCACCAAUGUCCAGGCGGCGGCCACUCAACCUAAAGCCAGUCGCCGGGAGGAGGAGACCAUUGUGUGCAGCACGGUCAAGAAUGACGAUUCAUUCUCCCACUAUUCGCUGUCCGUGCACGGCUGCCGUCUGUCUCUCUUUUACUGGCCCGACGUGUCGGCUGCACGGCCCGUCAAGUUUCUGUGGAAACUGGAGCAGGUAUGCGACAGCGAGUGGCACCACCUGUCCCUCAGCGUCCAGUUCCCCUCAGUGACUCUUUACGUGGACGGCGUCACCUUUGACCCCGCUCUCAUCCAUGACAAUGGCGCUCUGCCCAAUCCGGCCCCGCGCCAGAGGAUGUCCGUUGGCGCUUGUUGGGAGCCGGAGGACAAGCAGAGGGAGAUUGUGAACAACAGCAGCCAAGAAGCGAAAUAUGUGGGCGGUUACCACGGCCUGUUGUCUGGGGUGACGGUGCGGCCGGGAAGCGUGGAGCCGCAUAGUGUGGUGGAGUGUCUGUACGCCUGCAGGGAGGGCUUGGACUUUGGAGACCUGGAGACUCUGGGAUCUGGAAUGAAGGUUCACGUGAACCCCAGCCAGUCCGUGCUAGUCCUGGAGGGGGACGACAUUGAGAGUUUCAACCGAGCCGUGCAGCAGGUGACCUACAGGAACUCCCUCCGCUUCGCCACACCCGGAGUGCGACCCCUCAAACUCACCACCUCGCUCAGAUGUUUCAACGAGGAGAGCUGCCUGUCCCUGAAGCCACUGGAAGGUUACCUGGUGGUCCUCCAGCCCGACGCUCCCCAGAUCUCUCUGUCCGGGGUGGGGCCCCACCUAGCUCGCCCCGCUCCAGAGUUCGAAGGCCCCCGGGGCGUACCGCUUUUCCCCGAGUUGCGGAUCGUCUGCUCUCUGACGCACGCCGUCAACACAGCAGCGCAUGGAAUGGAAGGCGGCGCGUUGAUGUCCGACGCCGUGGCCCACACUUUGGACGGAUGUGAGGUCCAACCUCUAGGCGAGGAACUUGACCUGGAAAGGGAGGAGCUUCUGGUCGAUAUGGAUGUCGUGCGAGAGCGGGGCUUGGAGAUUAUCAACACGACUGCCUACAUUGCCAUCACAGGUGCCGAAUCCAUCUCUGUGUACGAGGACGUUCUUCGUUCAGUCCGUUACCGCAUGUCCAGGAGCUCAUCUCGCUUUGAGCGGCGCUUCCGUCUCUCCUGCUCCGAGAUGAACGGCAGAUACACCAGCAAUGAGUUGACUCUGGAGGUGAAUUUCCUCCACUCCUUGGAAAGCAUGUAUCACCCAUCCCACCUUAUGGCUUCUCAGCAUCAGUUUCUCCAUCAACAUGCGGGCGAGCUCAGUGGACACGCUUUGCCGAGCCUACAUCGCAAUUCAGUGGUUCCCGGGGCAGCCACCAUUAUCAUCAUGGUGUGUGUGGGAUUCCUGGUCGUCAUGGUGAUUCUGGGCAUUUUCCGGAUCCGCUCCAUCCACCGCCGCAGCGAGGAGGCCCGGGAGGCAGCUAAGGAGGGCUGCAGCCAGUGGGACGACUCUGCACUCACAAUCAUCGUCAACCCCAUGGAGUCAUACGAUUCUCGCAUGGGCAUGUCCGCUGACACGGAGGGCGAAGGCGAGGACGAGGAAGACGAGGAAGAAGAGGAGGUGGCCGAAUCGCCCGACAACGCCGGCGACGACCAGCGGAUCAUCUUCAAGAAGGAGGGGCGAGACGGCAACGCACGUCGCUACUGA